UCCUGCGUUGUUUGGGGACAGUAGGAAGAUGGCGGCGGCCCCGCUGUACUGUGUCUGCCGGCAGCCCUACGAUGUGAGCCGGUUUAUGAUCGAGUGCGACAUCUGUAAAGAUUGGUUUCACGGCAGCUGUGUGCAGGUAGAAGAGCAUCAUGCUGUGGAUAUCGAUGUUUACCACUGUCCCAACUGUGAUGUCGUACACGGACCCUCCCUGAUGAAAAAGCGCAACAACCGCCACAGGCAUGACUACACAGAGCUGGACGAUGGAUCGAAGCCGGUGCAGGCUGGCACCCCAGUGUUUGUCAAGGAGCUCCAGAACAGGGCCUUCGCUAGUGGCGAGGAGAUCAUGAUGCAGAUGAAGGGCGAGCAGGUGACGACCAGGUACCUGGAGAGACACGGCUUCAGCUACCCCAUCGCGGUCACAGAGAUGGAGGGCCUGGGACUCAAACUACCAGCUCCCACUUUCUCCGUCAAAGACGUGGAGCAGUAUGUGGGUGGCGACAAAGUCAUCGAUGUGAUAGAUGUGGCCCGGCAGGCAGACAGCAAGAUGAAGCUCAGCGAGUUUAUCAAGUAUUUCACCAACCCAGAUCGACCCAAGGUCCUCAACCUCAUCAGCCUGGAGUUCUCUGACACCAAGAUGUCAAAGCUGGUGGAGGUUCCUGAUGUGGCUCAGAAGAUGUCCUGGGUAGAGAACUACUGGCCGGACGACUCCUUCUUCCCCAAGCCCUUUGUCCAGAAGUACUGCCUUAUGGGGGUCAAGGACAGCUACACAGAUUUCCACAUAGACUUCGGAGGCACCUCUGUCUGGUACCAUGUUCUCUGGGGUGAGAAGAUCUUCUACUUGAUCAAGCCCACUCCCGCCAACCUUGCACUAUAUGAGGCAUGGAGCUCCUCGCCCAAUCAGAGUGAAGUGUUCUUUGGGGACAAAGUGGAUAAGUGCUACAAGUGUGUCGUGCCCCAAGGAACCACCCUGCUCAUCCCUACAGGCUGGAUCCAUGCUGUUCUCACCUCUCAGGAUUGCAUGGCGUUUGGAGGGAACUUCCUUCACAACCUCAAUAUUGGCAUGCAGCUCAGGUGUUAUGAAAUGGAGCGUCGUCUGAAAACCCCAGACCUCUUCAAGUUUCCCUACUUCGAGGCCAUCUGUUGGUAUGUGGCCAAGAACCUCUUGGAAACGCUAAAAGAGCUACGGGAGGACAACUGUCCGCCCCCGACCUACCUAGUGGAGGGAGUCAAGGCUUUAAUCAGUGCACUGAGGACCUGGUUGAAAAGAGAGGUGACUGAGCCCACCAGUGAGGUACCAGACCAUAUCAGGCCGAACCAUCUCAUUAAAGAGCUGACCAAGGAAAUCCGCUACCUGGAGGAGGAGCCAGUCGGUGGUAGCAAGCCAGUGAAAUCUCAGGGAAGUGGGUGUGGAGUAGCAUCUGGAACGAACGGCUGCCCGGCCACUCGCGCCACACUGGAGAGGCUGUGUCAGGCCCGGCAGGCGAGGAGGGCUGCCAGGCGGCUGAGGGAGCAGCAGCGACAGGCCCCCAAACUGCCCUCCAACCUGGACAUCUUGGAGCGGCACACCAGGGAGGUGCUGAAGAGGCUGGAGGUGGGACCGCUGGAGGAGGAUGCGGCGUUCUGUGCCAAGGUUCGUGGGAAGCUCAACAAAGUGUCAACUGCAUCAGCAGCUGCUGCAGAGUCUUUAGAUGACAACCACCUACGGCUGAUGCUGGUCAACGGCAGAAUUAUCAGAGACAUGAGGCGGCCAGGCAGCAGCCCCGUGAAGACGGAGGGUGAACGGUCAUCUGUCGGCCCACCAAAGAGUCGUGUGGACGUGAAGCUGGAGAGGACACAGGACAGUCGAGAGCAGCACAGAACAGUCGAGAAACCCACACACUUCAGCGGUCUGGAGAGGGUGAAGACUGAACUCAGGGAAGAAGUCUCAGGACACUCCAGUGUGUCAGACGUGGAUUCAGACAGUGACUCUCCCACAGGGCGUAAAGCAUCAUCGUCGUCAUCGUCGUCGUCGUCGUCGUCGUCGUCUUCUGACGAGGAUUCAGAGAGUUCCCAGGAUGAAGAGGAGGAUGAAGAGAGGGGCUCAUCUCAGCAGAGAGGCUCAGGGCACACCAUAGAGCUGGACCAGUCUGGCCAGAAACUCAGGCACAAACACAAACCACUCAAACGAGAACGUCCUACCUCACCCAGCACAGAAGAGGCCAUUCAGGGGAUGCUGUCCAUGGCUGGUCUGCUGUGCUCCUCCAAGCCGGAGAAGGUGACCUCGUCCCGGGAGCCAUGGUGGUCCGGCUCCAGCCAGUGCUCGCCGCUGGAGCGGAGGGAGGAGGCGCAGCACCAGCACCGACUGCAGGGGGGCAAGAGCCCGAUGGACAGCCAGGGCAACAGCAGCGAGGCCUGGGACAAUCAGGGGCUGCCCAGCCCAGAGACGGACUACCAAUACUGUGACCCCUCGAUGUCUCCGCCGCUGCACCCUUCCAAGAGGCACGCCCCCAACCCCCCACCUGUCAGCAAUCAGGCCACGAAAGGCAAGCGGCCCAAAAAAGGAAUGGCCACAGCCAAGCAGAGACUGGGGAAGAUCCUGAAACUCAACAGACACAAUCGCGUCUUUGUGUAACACUCCAAAUCUUCAAAAGCAAAGUGACACGUGGGGACGUAUUCUUGAAGAAGAAGAAGAAAAAAGAAACAUUGGUGUAUUUGUUACCAGACACUUUUUUGUGCUGUAGAAACGGAGAGAAGAAAAAAAAAUGAACACACUGCCUGGAGACUGAUGGAACCUUGACACGUAAAACACGCUCACUGUGCAUGCUUAGGAGACAGGGUAUUGGAUUUGAAAUAAGCAAGUGCACGGCUUCACCACAAGCACACUAAGAACAAAACAGAAAGGAGCUACGGGAAGCGGAGAGGGACAAGCAUGUUAUGAAUAUUUUCUGCUGCAGGGAAAGGUGGACUGAAGCUCCUGCGGGCAUUCAGACGGACAAAGGAGACGUAGGAGGUCUACCAAACAAACAACAGAAACGCUCGCUUUGCCGGGGAGCAGCUUCCGAUGCCAACAUCAUCUGCAUCACAUUUUAAUAUUUCCUCUCUCUGCUGAACGCACCCUCCCCUCCGCACAAGCUUCACUCGCUUCACGGCUAUCUGCGACAGACUGAACGGGACGGAGGAGCAGAUGAAACGGAGCUGUAUAUCUCUAGCAGGGUCUUUUGUUUUUUUUCCUCUGGCUCUGAGGGGGGAAACGAGGUGCUAAGGAGGACGCGGUGAACUAACUGAGAUUUCAAAAUGGUGCUUAUUGUAUGUACUUCUCUCCACUCAUGCUUGUCCCUUCCAGCCCCUCCUUUAUCUCAAUCACACCAGCAAUAAUGACUUUGUGGAGAGAGGAAAGAUGAGACAGAGGCAGCACUUUGGUGCAUCCUUCCCCC
Messenger RNA from Epinephelus moara (kelp grouper), 3413 nucleotides. RefSeq names its product lysine (K)-specific demethylase 7Aa (gene kdm7aa). The coding region runs from base 29 to 2611 and encodes 860 amino acids. Gene Ontology annotation, biological process: regulation of transcription by RNA polymerase II; protein demethylation. The record is from RefSeq and is a predicted model, not a curated record. The transcript is spliced from 18 exons. Gene Ontology annotation, molecular function: transcription coregulator activity; histone demethylase activity. Lineage: Eukaryota; Metazoa; Chordata; Actinopteri; Perciformes; Serranidae.